Molecule: messenger RNA, 2929 nt
Organism: Sphaeramia orbicularis (orbiculate cardinalfish)
Lineage: Eukaryota; Metazoa; Chordata; Actinopteri; Kurtiformes; Apogonidae
Product: Krueppel-like factor 8
Biological process (GO): regulation of transcription by RNA polymerase II
Molecular function (GO): DNA-binding transcription factor activity, RNA polymerase II-specific; RNA polymerase II cis-regulatory region sequence-specific DNA binding
Source: RefSeq, a predicted model, not a curated record
AUGAGGCAGAGGGAUGCUGAGGGAGAGGUGGAGCAGGCAGAUGUUGGGGACAACUGUUUGCAGCCGACAGAUCUUAAAGUGAAGACGGAGAUGCCGACUUGCAAGACGGAGCCGUCGUCCCCCCAGCCGUGUCCCGCCGAGGAUCAGACCGAACCCGUCGACCUGUCGCUCAACAAGCCUCGCGCCUCACCUCACCCCACCGCUGCAACCAACACCACAGUCAAACCCUGCACCCAGCAGUAAUGUGAGCCAGCCAGCCUGUCAGCCACACCGGUCCCCACCACAGUACAGUCCAUAGGCUCCAUGGUCUUAUCUCCAGGCUCCAUCUUGGCCACGGGCGCCGGUGGUCAGCAGAUCCUCCAUGUCAUCACAACCAUCCCCUCCGUCAGCAUGCCCAGUAAAGUGGGCCAGUUGCAGACCAUCCCUGUGGUGGUGCAGUCGCUGCCGGUCGUCUACACGGCCAUGCCAACGGACGGCGUUGCCACAGCGGCGAUCACGGUGCCGCUCAUAGGCAGCGACGGACGCUCAGAGGGGUCAGUUCGCAUUAAACCAGGUUCCACAUCUCCAGUGGAGUAUCAGAGCGACAGUGACGCAGAGAGCGGAACAGAGUCGGGAUCAGCCUCCCUCAGUGCCCAGAGCCUCGACGCAGGGUCAGUUAUGGACUUGGAGCCCGUUGAUCCAGAUUCGCCAGACAUCAAGCGGAGGCGGAUCCACAUGUGUGACUAUGAAGGCUGUAAAAAAGUUUACACGAAGAGUUCACACCUCAAAGCCCACAGGAGGAUACACACAGGAGAGAAGCCCUACCACUGUACCUGGGAGGGAUGCACCUGGCGCUUCGCUCGCUCUGAUGAGCUGACCCGACAUUUCCGCAAGCACACGGGAAUCAAACCUUUCCGCUGCACUGAGUGCGACCGCUCCUUCUCCCGGUCCGAUCACCUGUCCCUGCACCGCCGCCGCCACGUCAUGAUGUGAACUCUGACCUCCCCUCCCCUCCUCAACCCCACCCCCUCACGCACCCCAAACUAACCUCCGACCCCUUACAGCACAUCUUGUACCAGUCCCCCAUCCCAUAUGAACCUGGUCCACUGACCCCCUUCAUCAGGACGGCAGUAGAUUGAAACAUCGACGCUGCUCCUUCCUCUUCCUCCUCUUUACCUUGAAAUGGCAGGAACAUCAGGAAUGUGUCUUCGUGUGUUUGUGCUUUGGGGGUUCCAGGAUUUUUGCUGUGUUUUAACAACAUCAUCACCGUCCACCCAUCAUCCCCCCAGAACAUUAACCCCAAAUAUCCUCCAUAUUUGGGGGGAAAACGACAUUUCUCCUCAGAAAGACAAAGAGAUGGACCGAAGGACAACAGCAGGGAUGUUCAUCCAUCCAUCCAUCACACACAUCCAUCCAUCUGGAGGAAAGAGGACGAAUUCCAUGUGUAUAUUGUUUUGAAAUUGAAACAAGAGGGGAUGUUUUUGCCACUGGUCACUUCAGCUGCUUUUAUUUUUGAACUAUCCAGAGGUGGGAGGUCGGCCGAACCGUACAUCUGAUAGACAAGACUCACAUAGAACAGAACAGAACCUAUUUUGGGCUGGUGGGGUGUAAAUUAUUGUCCAAAUGAAGGGCUGAAUGUUCUUUUGAAAUGUUGAAGGUGUAAUGUCAGCAGUAUUUCCCCACCUGCACAUGUGGCAUUUCAAAGUAUUUCAUGAGCUGUUGAUGGAAACCUCCGUAAACGUCCAUCAUCCCACCGCAGAUUUAAACAAAGCACACACCCCCACCCCCCCACCCCCACCCCCAGACUCUGCAUGUACGUCUGAGACCGUUUGCAUGUUGUCACCUUUCAGAGCAGCUGAAGUGACACCAGUUACAAUAAUUUUUGGCAAACUUCUGACCAAGGUUGAAAUUUUAACCCAGUUCAUUAUGUCCUGAACACCCCCCCACACACACACACCUUCCCCCACUCCGGGUCCUGAUCCCACCCUCACCUCGACCCAGCCCUGGUACAGGGAGCUUCAAGACUGUGAACUUUCUAAAGAUUCUUUUUUUUUUUUUUUUUUCUCAUGUAUCAAUCACAUUCUUGUCAUUUGCGUGCCCCCCCCCCACACACACACACACACACCCCUUUCUGAAUCUUCUUUGAUAACAGUAUUUGCUUUUUAUGCGUCGUUGUUGCUGUUUUGUUUUGUUUUUUUUCGAAACAAAGCCUUUUAAGUUCUGUCUUUUUAUUUUCUUCUUUUGCCAGGUUCGGCGCUUGUAACAGAACUGCUUCCUUUUUUUUGUUUUUUGUUUUUAAAUAUAAUUUCGGAUCCUUUUGGUUGAGUUUUGAGGCUGUGAAAUAGACAGGAGACACAAAUAGUUUGAGAUUACAAGUUUAAACUCUCACGCAGGGAAUAGAGGAGCUUUUUCUGAGUGUGUGUUUUUUGGCGUGUUGUUCACGUGUGUGUCCGUGGGUGAGUGUGCAUGUUUUGAGACAAACACAUAAUCAGAAUUUAAGAUUUUUACGAGUGUGUGUUCCGGGCACUUGUUCUUUUACCUCUUGCCCGUUGAGCCUUAAUAACUGAAGUCAAUCUGUUAAGGGCGAAACCAGAACCACUGACAGAGGACGUUGAGCCGAAGUUGAACUGUGAGUUUCUACUUAUGGAAACGAAGCCACCGACGUAAAUGUCAACUCUGUCAAUGAAACACUGGAGAUGGGAAAUAUGCCAGUCUUUUUUUUUUUUUUAACACAGUUUUAAAGGUGCGAUGAGUAAGAUUCAGGGGGAUUCAUUUGCAAAUAUUUGUCACCCACCUAUGUUGAAUUUGGGCUAAAACUAAUGCUGUGCAGCAAAAAUCCAAAUUUUACCAAGUGUAUUUUUCUCAUUUCUAGUCCAAAUAUCUCAUCACACUUAAAAUCAGACAAAAUCACCCACAGAGGAACUUUUCAGCGAGAUAAAAGAACUGAUUG